Molecule: messenger RNA, 1201 nt
Organism: Oryza sativa Japonica Group (Japanese rice)
Lineage: Eukaryota; Viridiplantae; Streptophyta; Magnoliopsida; Poales; Poaceae
Product: putative transcription factor bHLH107
Biological process (GO): regulation of DNA-templated transcription
Molecular function (GO): DNA-binding transcription factor activity; protein dimerization activity
Source: RefSeq, a predicted model, not a curated record
GACAUGCAUAUAUAGGGUGGUUGGCCAGUAAAAAGUGUAGAACACUUAGCAUACCAAUUAUCAUGUACAUGAAGUGAUCAAAUCUCACCCACAAGCAUAUCUCUCGCACCAUUCCACCCUAUAGAAACGAGAUAACAAGACGCUGUUUGCACUAGCUAUUUGACAGCCGACAAGAACCAGUUAGGUAAAACUCAGUAGGAUGCAGGUUUGAAUGGCUGAAUGCCAACCUCUGCAACUGCAAGAAGGCAAGAAACUGCAAGAGCUGCAGCCAUACGAUGGCUGCAAUCCUUCAGUGUACAGAGGCCCAAUUCUGCUGCCCCGGCAGGCCAACUCGGCGCCGCCGGCCGUGCCGCCGGAGAUGUCGUCCUCGUCGGGGUCAGGGAGAAGCGCGACGGAGGCGAGAGCGUUGAAGAUCCACAGCGAGGCUGAACGGCGGCGGCGAGAGAGGAUCAAUGCUCAUCUGACAACACUGAGGAGAAUGAUCCCUGAUACUAAGCAGAUGGACAAGGCCACCUUGUUAGCCAGAGUGGUGGACCAAGUGAAGGAUCUGAAGAGGAAAGCAAGUGAGAUCACACAAAGAACACCUCUCCCUCCAGAGACCAACGAAGUCUCCAUCGAAUGCUUCACCGGAGACGCUGCCACCGCCGCCACCACUGUCGCCGGCAACCACAAGACCUUGUACAUCAAGGCUUCCAUCAGCUGCGACGACCGGCCGGACCUCAUCGCCGGGAUCACCCACGCAUUCCAUGGCCUGAGGCUGAGGACGGUCAGAGCAGAGAUGACAUCACUGGGAGGAAGGGUGCAGCAUGUGUUCAUAUUGUGCAGGGAGGAAGGCAUUGCAGGUGGUGUGAGCCUCAAGUCUCUGAAGGAGGCUGUCAGGCAGGCACUAGCCAAGGUUGCCUCUCCUGAAUUGGUAUAUGGCAGCAGUCACUUUCAGAGCAAGAGGCAGAGGAUCCUGGAGUCACAUUGCUCAAUUAUGUCCAUAUAGAUUUGUUCCUCUUCUGGGGAUUUUGAUUUUAUUUUUCUACUAGCUGAGAAUAUGUAUGAAAUAAGAGAGAGAAUCUUCUUCUUCUGAGAGCUAUAUAGGCCUGAGAAUUGUGUGCCUGAAAUUGCUGUGAAAGAAUUGAUGUCUGAACUGUUGCUAGUGCUAGUGGUUGCAAUCAACUGACAAGAUCAUAUGGCACAGGGUUUGCAUUGUGUA